AUUUUCGCCACUUUAAGUAAUCACAAUAACCCUUCUUCUUUAGCUAUCUCUCUCAUGGAUUCUCUAUUGUUUUCAGAUAUCUGCAGGCACCAUGUUUCAGCCUUUGCUAUGUUGGAUUUUGAUCAAUCAAAACAUAAAAAACUUGGGUUUUUCUUUGACAACAACUUUGGUUUUGCUAGUAAACCAGAAAGGCGAGGCUUAACGAUAACCCGUGUAGCAAACCCAUCAAGACCGGUGGUUGUUCCGUCUCUGGAUAAAGAAACCGUCAACCCGGAUCGGAACCAUGUUGCAUGGACCAGUGUGAGACAAGAACGAUGGGAAGGAGAGCUGCUUGUACAAGGAGAUCUACCUCUAUGGCUGAAAGGAACGUACCUCAGAAACGGCCCUGGUUUAUGGCACAUAGAAGAUUAUAACUUCCGUCACCUCUUCGACGGCUACGCCACGUUAGUUAAGCUCCACUUCGAGAACGGCCGGUUAAUCGCCGGUCACCGCCAAAUCGAAUCUGAAGCCUACAAGGCUGCAAAGAAAAACAAGAAGAUUUGCUUCCGGGAAUUCUCGGAAGUUCCCAAAUACGAAAACUUCAUGGCCUAUGUAGGAGACCUCGCAAAGCUACUCUCUGGUGCUUCUUUAACAGAUAAUGCCAACACAGGCGUCGUGAAGCUCGGCGAUGGCCGUGUAGUUUGCUUGACGGAAACUCAAAAAGGGUCCUUAGUUAUCGACCCCGAGAGCUUGGAAACACUCGGGAGGUUCGAAUACAGUGAUAGCCUUGGAGGGUUGAUACACUCGGCUCAUCCUAUAGUGACUGAUGCGGAGUUCUUGACUUUGUUGCCUGAUUUGGUGAACCCUGGUUACAUGGCGGUUCGGAUGGAGCCGGGGACUAAUGAACGGAAGGUGAUCGGAAGGGUCACCUGCAGGGGCGGACCGGCUCCAGGUUGGGUACAUUCAUUUCCGGUGACUGAGCAUUAUGUGGUAGUGCCUGAAAUGCCAUUGAGGUAUUGUGCACAAAAUUUGCUCCGGGCUGAACCUACUCCUUUGUACAAAUUCGAGUGGCAUCCUCAAUCUAAAGCCUUUCUUCAUGUUAUGUGUAAAGCUAGUGGAAAAUUAGUGGCGAGUGUCGAAGUACCAUUAUUUGUGACAUUUCAUUUCAUCAAUGCAUACGAAGAGAAAGACGAAGAUGGGAGACUGACAUCGAUCGUUGCUGAUUGUUGCGAACACAACGCCGACACCACGAUUUUGGAUAAUCUAAGGCUUCAAAAUCUACGGUCUUUCAACGGGGAGGACAUACUACCAGAUGCAAGGGUUGGAAGAUUCAAAAUUCCAUUGGAUGGGAGUCCUUAUGGGACGUUGGAGGCAGCAUUGAACCCUGAUGAACAUGGAAGAGGCAUGGACAUGUGCAGCAUCAACCCUGCUUUUCUAGGUAAAAAAUACAGAUAUGCUUAUGCUUGUGGAGCCCAACGCCCAUGUCACUUCCCCAAUACCCUAACCAAGCUGGAUUUUGCGAAGAAACGGGCAAAGAAUUGGCACGAUGAGGGGGCAGUGCCAUCGGAGCCAUUCUUUGUGGCUCGACCAGGUGCAACCGAGGAAGAUGACGGUGUUGUAAUAUCCCUAAUCAGUGAGAAGAAUGGAGGCGGAUAUGCUCUAGUGUUGGACGGUUCAACAUUCCAAGAAAUUGCAAGAGCAAAACUUCCUUACGGUCUACCUUAUGGGUUGCAUGGAUGUUGGGUACCCAAGAAAUAAAA
Messenger RNA from Hibiscus syriacus, 1739 nucleotides. Its product is annotated as carotenoid cleavage dioxygenase 8 homolog B, chloroplastic-like. Gene Ontology annotation, biological process: carotene catabolic process. Bases 55 to 1737 code for a protein of 560 amino acids. Gene Ontology annotation, molecular function: carotenoid dioxygenase activity. The record is from RefSeq and is a predicted model, not a curated record. The transcript is spliced from 7 exons. Gene Ontology annotation, cellular component: chloroplast. Lineage: Eukaryota; Viridiplantae; Streptophyta; Magnoliopsida; Malvales; Malvaceae.